Phaedon cochleariae (mustard beetle) is the source of this 1332-nucleotide messenger RNA. The record is from the annotation of a GenBank genome assembly. NCBI's taxonomy places the organism in Eukaryota, Metazoa, Arthropoda, Insecta, Coleoptera, Chrysomelidae.
UGGUCUGGUGUCUGGUGAACACUAUCUCCGGUGUUAAUACAGAAUAAGUAUUUGUUGUGUGUUAAUUGUUAUUAAACAAAUUGUUGUGAUUUUUCAUUGGGCCAAUGGACAGGCAAAUUGAUGAAUUAUUGAACAAGCCUAGUGAGGAGCCCUAUUUUUUAUUUGACUAUCACAAAUUUGGUCGUGGAUUAGCACAUGUCAAUAAAAAUGCAGACCAUAUUUCAAAAACUAUAUCAUCGACCUGUUGGAUGAUAAAGAAAGACAUCCUGGAAAAACAGGAGAGCAACAAUGGAAUUUUGUUCAGUGCUGAAACGUACAUUAUACAAUGGAAUUUCGAAUAUCGACUGAUCGGCAGUGAAAAGGUAAAUAUUGGAACAAUUUUCUAUCACUGGAAAGGGUGGCAUGCCAACAAAGGAUUCUCUCCUGUACCUCCCAAUUUUGAUGAAGCCACAAGCAUCGUCGAAAGGAUUUGCCAAUGGAGUGAACCCCCUACGUUCUUCCAUAUAUUUCCGAGAAAUUUAGUUGUAUUAGACGGAAAGUCAAUUGAUUUUGAUACAAAAAUUCCUCAUUUGUUCAUGGUAAGAGGAGAGCUGAGAGAAGAAAUACACAUAUAUGAGGUGGUCUUUGCUAAAAGCAGCCUCAGAAGUAAAGCUGUCUUCCUCCUAGUGGUUCCGACAGAGAAAGCAAUCUUCAGUUGGUGGGGAGCAUGUGUCUCAGCAGAACUGAAAUCCCUACUCCCAAGCUUGAAACUUGAUCAGAUUCUGAGAACCGUUGAUGAUACAUGGAGCCACUUUGGAACCAAACAACUGAGUGAAGGUCAAGAAGAUUUCUUAUUCAUCAAUGAUGAUAGUUCUUACUCGCAUAUUCACGAGGUACCGAAUUUCACACCACGUCUUCUUUAUUGCAACACCAUCACAGGAGAGUUUUUGCUAACUGAGGUAGAAUAUCCUCUGAGGUCUGCUAAUCACAUUGCAUCAUUCCCAUUCCUACAAUCACAUCUCUACAGCGCAGAUCAACCUGCUUUAUUCCUGUUGGUUAACCAGUCAGAUAUUUGGAUAUGGAAAGGGUCAGAAAAUGGUGAUGAAGAAUUUUCCAAACUGGUUGAGCUAGCUGAAGAAACUGCAUUUGAGUACUUGAAGAGAACAAAGAUUUCUCCUAGGAAACUGAUGUCAGUUAAGUUUUCUGAAGCGGGAUCAGAACCACUAGAAUUCACUAAUAUAUUUCCGUACUGGAUAAGAAAUAAAUGAAUGUGCCACAUUGUUGGUUUAAUAUACAAUAGUUAUCCAUAUCCUUAUCAAUAAACAAAUAUUGUUGGGUGAAAGAUUUCAUAUA